Molecule: messenger RNA, 5562 nt
Organism: Clupea harengus (Atlantic herring)
Lineage: Eukaryota; Metazoa; Chordata; Actinopteri; Clupeiformes; Clupeidae
Product: trichohyalin-like
Exons: 11
Coding region: 355-5481 (1708 amino acids)
Source: RefSeq, a predicted model, not a curated record
UAGUGUUGGUUUAGCGAUCUUUUGUUGGUACUGCAUCUAGGGAUUUUGUGUGCUUGGAGGUGAUCGCGAUCGAAGAGCAAUGGCUACGUCAGCGUGUUGGUUUGGUAGUUCCUGCACCAUGGUGAAAAGCCAAAUUGGACUGAGAAGUGGGCCGUUCCUAUAAAUGUUCGAGCCACUAAAAAGUCCCACUAGUUUCUGCAGUGGAAAGGCACCUUUAAUCAAACGGCUAUAUAUCUGAAUGUGGUGUUAGUGUUGUUUUAACAUAAAAAGUAAGAGUACCUCUACACGACCACGAUUGUUACUAGUUCUACUUUACUCCUUUCUUUCUACAGUUUCUGUUCAUAACAAUGUGACAUGACGGAUAACAGUAGCGGUGAGGUGUCAUGGCAGGAAGGGUUGGAGACAGGACUGUUACGGGACCGAAUCAGACUUGAUGAUAAACUUGAGGCUGAACAUCGCCUUUUAAAGCAGGAAGUGUCUGCUUGCUUUCUGGAUUUUAAAAGAGAAGUAAUGGACAGGGAACAAAGCAGAUCACCUCAAGAGUUUCAGCAAAUAAAACUGAAACCAGAUGAGAAGACAUGUGAAUGCACUGGAAAAGGUGUGCCCCUGGACAUGAUGUUAAAAAUGGUAACCAGCAAAGAUGAUGUUGCUGAAAGGAGAACAAGAAGAAAGACGGAACAGAGGGUGGAUUGGAUUAAAAUAAAAAAUAUGUUGUUGGACAGUUGGAAAGAGCAGAGAGAACGUGGGCUUCCAAAUGAAAAGAACAUCAUGCCAACCACGGAUAAGCCUAAAGUAGUGAAAGAGCCUCGAAGGAAAGACCUUCAAGCAAAGUUUUAUGAGGACAAGGAGGAUGACAGGAGAUGGCUGGAAACCUUUCAACUUUUGAAGGCUAUGGAAAUGAAAGAAUGGAUGACAGGAGAAUUGGACAGCAUAAAACAAGAACUGAGAAGAGAGAUGGAUGAGAGGGACAGAGCUAGACUGACAGAGGAGAAUCUUUACCUGAAAAAAUAUGUUCUUGCGACGCAGGAGAUUACAUUCCUGGAAAAACAAGUAAAGUUAUCUCAACAAGAGAUGGCUUUUUUCAAGACCACAAAUGAGGAAUUGAUUCAGAAGGUGAGAAAACUGGAGACAGAGAUUCUACUUAUGAAACAAGAGAGGGAAAAUUGGAGGGAAAUGGAGCUACUGGAGAGAGAGAUGAUGAAACCAAACAGAAUGGUGGAGAUGGAAAAGAUGAUUAAAAUGAUGGAAUAUUACAGGGAGAAAUAUGAAAAGGAGAGAUAUUUGGCUAAUGAUCUAAAACGAUUUGAGGAAUUGGCAAGCAAAACAGUAGAAGAGAGAAGACAGGACGCAGUGAGAGUUCAAAUGAAAGAGGAAAGAAGACGGGAGGAGGUCAACUUGGAAGGGAAACCUAGAAUGAAUGAUGACAGAAAAAGUGCUGGUGAGGACCAGAGGGACAUUAUUGUGGCCAAAUCUGUGGGUGACAUAGAAAAUGAAGACUGUCUAAACAUUAAUAUAAUCAAAAUGGAGGAGGAAGAAAGAGUCAGAUUUGAUGUAGAAAGACAGAGAAUGGUGGAGGAAGAAAUGAAAGGUGUGGAAGAGGAAAUAAGAGUAUUGGAAAAUAUGAGAAUUGAUAUGCAAAUAAAUAUGGAGGAAGAAAAAAGGUCGGAGAAUAGAAAAAUUAUCCAAAAAGAACAAAAAUGUGGGGAAGAGGAAAAUACAAUGGUCAUAGAAAAGGAACACUUCAUACACCAUAUGCAUACUGGGGGAGAUGAGAUUAAAGAGAUGAUCCAAAAAGAUUUGAAUGAAUACCGAGAGGACAUUCCUGUGAUCGAAUCUGAUUUAAGUGACCCAGAAACUGAGGAUGAUAUUUCUCUGAAGGACACCGAGACCAUCUCUGCAUACUCCCAAGACAUCGCUAUUCACAAGCCAACACUGGAGGAGAGGAAUGAGAUGGAGGAAGAGAAAAAUAAACUAGAGGAAGAGAGAAAAAAGAUGGAGGAGCAAGAAAGGAAAUGGGUAGAAGAAGAAAUAAGAAAGGGUGAGGUGAUCAGAAUGGAGGAGCAAAGGAAGACAGAGGGAGAAAAGAGAUUAGAGGAGAAUAGAAAAAAACUAGACAAAGAACAAAAAUGUUUGAGAGAGGAAGAGAAAAUUGCCAUUGGAAAGGAAGACCUGACACGCCAUCUGCAUAAACUCACCGAAGCAGUGGAGAAAGGGCCAUCUCCUGAUGAAGCUGCAAACUUAACAGACACAGGGGAAGUAAAGAUUGAAGAGAUUAUCCAAAGAGAUGUGACUCAGUACCAAGAGGACAUUCCUGUGAUCGAAUCUGAUUUAAGUGACCCAGAAACUGAGGAUGAUAUUUCUCUGAAGGACACUGAGACCAUCUCUGCAUACUCCCAAGACAUCGCUAUUCACAAGCCAACACUGGAGGAGAGGAAUGAGAUGGAGGAAGAGAAAAUUAGACUGGAGGAAGAGAGAAAAACGAUGGAGGAGCAAGAAAGGUCAUGGGUAGAAGAAGAAAUAAGAAAGGGUGAGGUGAUUAGAAUGGAGGAGCAAAGGAAGAGAGAGGAAGAGAAAAUAACGGUGAAUGAGAAGAGUAAGCAAGAUGUGAUGAGGUUGGAGAUGAACAGAGAGAAAAUGGAGGAAGAGAAAAAGAUGAUGGUUGCAAAAAGUGAGAGAGACAAUCUGUUAAGUCGAUUGGAGAAAGAGAGAAUGAGCGUCCUGAAAGAAAAGGAUAAAAUCAGAGCAGACACUAUAGAUGGGGAACCCUUUUAUUCUGAAGAGGAACACUCAAGUGGUGAGGACCUGCCAGCUUCUGAGAAGAUGGAGGAUUCAUGUAAGAUCCAGAAAGCUCAAGAGAUCCAGACUGAGGACAUUGACCACAACUCUGAGGACCGCAUUGUUGAAGAACUGAGCCAAGAAGAUCAGAGUGACAUUGACAUUGAGACGGUACAUUUAGUGGAGGUUGAAAGCAACAUCAGCAGCUUCACCAAUAUGAGGAAACCAGCGGCAAGCGCAGCAGUCCAUGAGGACCAGUCUUGGCAACAGUCAACUAAGCCGAAAGGCAUGGAUGAGGACAAUGAGGAUGAUGGUUUGAAGGCAGAAAUGUUGCGAAUGGAGGAAGAGAAAAAGAUGAUGGAUACAGAAAAAGAGAGAGACAUUUUGUUAAGGCGAAUGGAAGAGGCAAAAAUGAGAGCUGUUGAGGAAGAGGAAAAGAAACAAGCAAAGAGAGAAAUGCUGACAGACAUUUGGGCAGAGGCGAUGGAUGGGGAACCCUUCUAUUCAGAAGAGGAACACUCAGAUGGCAUUGACCUGCCAGCCUCUGAGAAGUUGGAGGAUUCAUGUAAGAUCCAGAAAGCUCAAGAGAUCCAGACUGAGGACAUUGACCACGAGUCUGAGGACAGCAUAGUUAAAGAACUGAGCCAAGAUGAUCAGAGUGACAUUGACAUUGAGACGGUACAUUUAGUGGAGGUUGAAAACAACAUCAGCAGCUUCACCAAUAUGAGGAAACCAGCGGCAAGCGCAGCAGUCCAUGAGGACCAGUCUGAGCAACAGUCAACUAAACCGAAAGGCAUGGAUGAGGACAAUGAGAAUGAUAGUUUGAAGGCAGAAAUGUUACGAACGGAGAAAGAGAAAAAGAGGAUGGAUGCAGAAAAAGAGAGAGACAUUCUGUUAAGGCGAAUGGAGGAGGCAAAAAUGAGAGCUGUUGAGGAAGAGGAAAAGAAACAAGCAAAGAGAGAAAUGCUGACAGACAUUUGGGCAGAGGCGAUGGAUGGGGAACCGUUCUAUUCAGAAGAGGAACACUCAGAUGGCAUUGACCUGCCAGCCUCUGAGAAGUUGGAGGAUUCAUGGAAGAUCCAGAAAGCUCAAGAGAACCAGACUGAGGACAUUGACCACGAGUCUGAGGACAGCAUAGUUAAAGAACUGAGCCAAGAUGAUCAGAGUGACAUUGACAUUGAGACGGUACAUUUAGUGGAGGUUGAAAGCAACAUCAGCAGCUUCACCAAUAUGAGGAAACCAGCGGCAAGCGCAGCAGUCCAUGAGGACCAGUCUGAGCAACAGUCAACUAAACCGAAAGGCAUGGAUGAGGACAAUGAGGAUGAUGGUUUGAAAGCAGAAAUGUUGCGAAUGGAGGAAGAGAAAAAGAAGAUGGAUGCAGAAAAAGAGAGAGCCAUUCUGUUAAGGCGAAUGGAAGAGGAGAAGAAACAAGCAAAGAGAGAAAUGCUGACAGACAUUUGGGCAGAGGCGAUGGAUGGGGAACCCUUCUAUUCAGAAGAGGAACACUCAGAUGGCAUUGACCUGCCAGCCUCUGAGAAGUUGGAGGAUUCAUGUAAGAUCCAGAAAGCUCAAGAGAUACAGACUGAGGACAUUGACCACAACUCUGAGGACAGCAUUGUUGAAGAACUGAGCCAAGAUGAUCAGAGUGACAUUGACAUUGAGACGGUACAUUUAGUGGAAGUUGAAAGCAACAUCAGCAGCUUCACCAAUAUGAGGAAACCAGCGGCAAGCGCAGCAGUCCAUGAGGACCAGUCUGAGCAACAGUCAACUAGGCCAAAAGAUGACCAGCAGAGUGAUGGUGGGAGGGCACAAAUGAUAAGGAAUGAGGAGCGAAGGAAAUUAGAUAUGGACAGAAAGAGUCUGGAGGAAGAGAGAAUGAUGGCUCUGAAAGAUGAAAUUUGGACAAAAACAGUGAAAGACAGUGAAAGACACCCCGGUGAGAAAGACUUGAGACGCCCAGAGGAAUGUGGGGAAAAAGGCAAGGUCAAGAUAGGCAAGGACAAGGAGGACAAAGAUCUCCUCUCUACUAUUGUGGGAAACAUGUCACCAAAGACUCUGUCUCCAGCACGAGGUAUCAUCGGUAGGCCUCUCGGAUCUCUGGAGCCACUUGGAGAAAGACCAACAGUUCCAUCAUACAUGGGCAUGGACCAGCAAAGUGAUGGUGCUAAGACCACAAAGAAACCUAAAAAGAAGGUAAAAGACCAAAGAAAAAGAAAAAAGGAGGAUAACAAAAGGCAGGAGCAAGAGGUAACAAGGUUGGAGGUAGACAAGAAGACAACAAAAGAAGACAAAAAGAUGAUGGAUGAACAGAAUAAGAGAGCCAGUCUCCUAAAAAGACUAGAGGAGGAGAGACUGAGGGCUUUGGAAGAAGAGUGGAAGAGGAGAGAAAUGGAGAAAAUGAGAACAAAUAGUUGCGAAGGAACACUAUUGGCAGGGCCUUCCUCUGACAAGGGUAACCUUAGUCCUGAGAGCACCUCAGAUUCCGUACACCACGUGAUGCCCCGAGAGACUUGGCCACCUGCUCAUGCAGAGCAGCUUGGACAGCAGUUAACACAACAUAAAGGGCUUCCCUCUCUCUCGGUGGAAAAUGUGAUGCCCCAAACCUUGCGCCCUUUACAAAGUACAUUCCAAGAUGCCACAAUUAAUAAUAGACCUCCUAGGAGGCUGCAGCCCCUUGGGAAAAGACCAGGGAUUCCCCAGAUUUGACUAUUUUCCGUAACAGUUGACAACCAUCUACAUAUAUUUGCAUUUUAAAAUCCUAAAAACAACAAACAAUAAAAAAGCAUG